UUUGGGUCGCUGCAGCAUCACCGGGCAAAUUAGCCAAGUUUUGGUAAUUUUAACAUGGUUUUUACCUCUGUCGUUAACUUGGUGCGUUCUCGAGGGCCGGAUGAGUUUUGGCGAAAGCGUAGAAUUUUCAAACUAGCUGCACACUUUAUUGGACGUCGCCGCAACUGCUAUUCCAUUGCAAUUCGUAAUGUAAACAGAGCUCUGGCGUACGCCACCAAAGGGCGUGAGCUCAAAAAGCAGGACAUGCGAGAACUAUGGGCACAGCGAGUUAAUGCGGGCUGCGAACAGCAUGGUAUGCAAUUUGCCGACUUCCAGCACGGUCUGUACCAAAACGAUAUCUUGCUAAACCGAAAAGUAUUAGCGGAUUUAGCUAUUUGGGAACCAAGAACGUUUGAGGCCCUUGCCAUGAUCAGUCAGCAACUUCCCGAGAAAGAAAGCGGAGAGAAGUGAAUUAUUUGUUAAAAUUUAGUCCAUUCAAUAAAAUCCUGUAAAAUUA
This is a messenger RNA of Anopheles moucheti, 496 nucleotides long. RefSeq names its product 39S ribosomal protein L20, mitochondrial (gene mRpL20). Gene Ontology annotation, cellular component: ribosome. Gene Ontology annotation, biological process: ribosomal large subunit assembly; translation. The coding region runs from base 55 to 450 and encodes 131 amino acids. The record is from RefSeq and is a predicted model, not a curated record. The transcript has 3 exons. Lineage: Eukaryota; Metazoa; Arthropoda; Insecta; Diptera; Culicidae. Gene Ontology annotation, molecular function: structural constituent of ribosome; rRNA binding.